UUGAUUACGGCCGCAGCGGCGAUUUUCUCUGUUGAUUCGUCGCCGGCGCGAGUUGAUUCUGUGGCCGCCUUCUACAUCCAGCGCGUUGGUGGCAGCUUCGUUGCGUCGCCGGCUCGUUCUCAGCUCUUCGGGCUGCAACCUUGGGUCAACGUCGUCGUCCUGAUUCGUCUCGUCGCCCAGGGUCGUCGCUGGCUGCUUCCUCGCGUCGACGGCUUCAUCUUUGCGCCGCCGGCUACAUCCCUGCGCCGCCGGCUGAAUCCUCGCGUCCACUGCUACAUCUCGGCGCGUCCGGCUGCAUUGACGCGUGCGCGUCCCCGGCUACAUCCCCCCGUCCCCGACUACAUCUUCCAACCAGAGUGUUAAUGCUGUUCGUGAGAUGUGGAGUUUGAGGAAGAAGGAAAUCCGGCUGGGGCAACCCUAAAUGUGGUAGAAGUGAAUACUGCAGCAAACAACCACUACAGCAUUAAAUAAAGAAUUUUUAGCACCUGAAGCAGUAGCAUGGAAAACAUGGCACAUCAUGAGCCAAGCAAACUAUCUUACCAAUUGUUAAAACAGAUUACAAAUGAUCUUGAUGAUGAAUGGAUACUAGGGAGAGGUGGAUUCGGAACAGUUUACAAGGGUGUGCAUGAAACUCAUGGAGAGGUUGCUGUGAAGGUACUACACAACAUUUCAUUAUUUGAUGAUAAGCAAUUUCACAAAGAGUUUGACAAUCUUAGGGGGCUGAAUCAUCCAAAUAUUGUCAAGUUGCUGGGCUUCUGCAACGAAUCAGAGAAAGAACUUGUGGUGUUUGAAGGGAAACAAGUUACUGCUGAACGUCUGCGGUGCGCGCUCUGCUUGGAGUAUGUACAAAAUGGUAGCCUAAAAAAGCAUAUUUCCGACGAAAACACAGGACUUACUUGGCACAUACGGUACAAAAUAAUUAAAGGGAUCUGUGAAGGUUUAAAAUAUCUGCGUGAGGGACUCGAGCAUCCUAUAAUGCAUUUCGACUUAAAACCUGAUAAUAUAUUGCUUGAUAAGAGUAUGGUGCCAAAAAUCGCUGAUUUUGGUUUAUCAAGGCUCUUCGGUGAAGAAAACACUAGAAUAACGAUGAGUUCCAUGGGUACCUGCGGAUAUUGUCCACCGGAAUACAUGUCACAUCAAAUAAUAUCAAGUCAGUUUGACAUAUUUAGUUUGGGUGUUCUCAUUAUAAGGAUAAUGACUGGACAUGAACGCUACAAUUCAAUUGUUGACAUGACGACCCGGGAGUUUGUUGAGCUUGUACAUGAAAGUUGGAGGAAAAGGCUGAGUGUAAAAUUGAGUCACACGCCACUCGAAGUAUACUGCAACCAGGUGAAAAGAUGCAUUGAAAUAGCAUUAGAUUGCUUGAUCCCAAGCCGACAAGAAAGACCUACUAUAAAUACUAUCGUGUCUCAUUUGAACGAGACUGAAAUGAUGAUAGGUGACCAAGGGUUGCAGAAUCAACAGUUUUAUCAAGAUGACCCUGGAGAAUCAAGUAUCCCUUCCAAGAGCAGCAUCGCGUCCAGGCCUCCUUCAGGGCAUUCCCAAGCUAGCAGCUCUACUCACUGGAAUAAAUACUUAUCGGCUACAGAGCCCCCGGCUACGACAUUCGAGGAACUCCAAAGCAUAACAGAUGGUUUCUCUGAAAAACUAUUAAUUGGGGCUACGCCAUUCCAGGAACUCCAAAGCAUAACAGAUGGUUUCUCUAGAAAGAAAUUAAUUGGGCAUGGUGCAUUUGGGAUGGUUUAUAAGGGAAUUGUUAACGGGGAAGAGAUUGUCGUGAAGAAACUUCAUAGCAAGCCCGGUCUAGAUGAAGACCAAUUUAGGAAAGAGCUUUUGAAUCUUAUGGGGCUCCGGCAUAAAAAUAUCGUAAGGUUCCUUGGCUACUGCCAAGAAACACAAGAUAGAGUUGUUGACUUCAAAGGGAAACUUGUUGUAUCUGGGGUGCAAGAAAGAGCUCUAUGUUCGGAAUACAUGCAGGGUGGAUCGCUUGACAGGCAUCUUUCCGAUGAAUCACGUGGACUAGACUGGGAGGCACGGUACAAAAUAAUUAAAGGGAUGUGUCAGGGUUUAAAGUAUCUUCACACAGGAUCCAAAGAUCCUAUUUACCAUCUGGACUUAAAACCUGAAAAUAUAUUGCUGGAUGAGAACCAGAUACCAAAAAUUGGAGAUUUUGGGUUGUCAAGUCUUUUUGGUUCAGCACAAACAUUUUUACGAACACGUGGAUACAUGCCACCGGUGUACAUCGAAGGGCAACAAAUCUCACCGAAGCUUGACGUGUACAGCUUGGGUGUUAUAGUCAUAGAAGUAGUAGCGGGACCGGAGGGCUACAACAAAUCCACAAAGAUGUCUUCUGAGGAAUUUAUUGACCAUGUUACCGAUAACUGGUACAAUAGGGUACAGGCAUCAAGAAUGUCAUUGUCGGAAUUAGUUCAAGUUCAGAAAUGCAUCAAGAUAGGGUUAAGAUGUGUUGAGGCCAAACAAGUGAACAGACCAACUAUAACCGAGAUUGUCGAAGAACUGAAUAAGACUGAUAUCCACCUGGGGGCCCUUUCGUGCUGAUGCCAGUGAUGAAACCAUGCACCCAUGUAGCAUGCUUCAUAUAAGGGCGAGAAAUGAUUGAGCCCAUGUGGCUAUUGGACAAGGUUCAGCGGCCCGUGUACCUGCAGAAAUAUAUUUGCUAAGCCAUGCAUGGAGCAGCCUCACCAUCGUUGCAGCCCGUCCAUGCUCUAACAUGCACAUCUGAGGAUGUGCCCUUCAGAUUUCUUGGUUUAUUUGAAAAGAUGUGCCAUUCAGAUUCUCCCACGAAGAGGUUAAAGUGAUAAGCAAAUAUCAACAAGUCUAUUGGUCACGAAAGAUUAAGGAAUGCUCAGGUCGACCCGGCUACGCGUGAGGUCGAUAUUGCAACUCAUCGAUGAUUGCCGCACGAUUAGCACCUAAUAUAGUGAAAAUACCCAGGAGAACCGGGCAACCGGCGAGGAUGGCAUUGGCGUCGUCCAUGGCUUGGAGAUUAGCAAUGUAUUAUAUCCUGUGUUUGUAUUCUGCGACUUUCUAGUAGUGAAUUAGCAGACGAGUAUUGACUGUAUUCAUGGACCUCAAUGUGCAGAUGACAGAUUGUAUUUACUAGGAUGCAUAGGCGCGGCGUGCCGCCGCGCCCGUGGUAGCACCUUCUUAGCAUGGAGAGUUUGUGCUAGUUGCUUUUGAGUGUGUGUGUUUGAUGAUUUGAAGAGUGGCAGGUUGGAAGGGUGACAAUCGAGAAAUGCAGUAUAGCAAGUAUAUACAUUUGGUAGAAGCUAA
Lolium rigidum is the source of this 3294-nucleotide messenger RNA. Its product is annotated as LIM domain kinase 1-like. Gene Ontology annotation, biological process: protein phosphorylation. Lineage: Eukaryota; Viridiplantae; Streptophyta; Magnoliopsida; Poales; Poaceae. The record is from RefSeq and is a predicted model, not a curated record. Gene Ontology annotation, molecular function: protein kinase activity; ATP binding. The coding region runs from base 499 to 2559 and encodes 686 amino acids. The transcript has 13 exons.